This is a messenger RNA of Motacilla alba alba, 3853 nucleotides long. It is a transcript of the gene SNRPB2, whose product is annotated as small nuclear ribonucleoprotein polypeptide B2. The record is from RefSeq and is a predicted model, not a curated record. Gene Ontology annotation, biological process: mRNA splicing, via spliceosome. NCBI's taxonomy places the organism in Eukaryota, Metazoa, Chordata, Aves, Passeriformes, Motacillidae. Gene Ontology annotation, cellular component: U1 snRNP. Bases 164 to 841 code for a protein of 225 amino acids. Gene Ontology annotation, molecular function: U1 snRNA binding. The transcript has 7 exons.
GCACCCGCCGCUCCUCAUCGCCGCUAUCGGCGUUCGGCGCAUCGACUGCUCUGGGAGCGGCUUUGCCGCCUGUGCUACGUCUCGGCAGGGCGGGAAGUGCAGGCCGCCAUCGAGAGCGGAGACCGGACAGGAGAGGGGAGGCAGUUCGCAGGUGCCGCCGAGAAUGGACAUCAGGCCGAACCACACCAUCUACAUCAACAAUAUCAAUGACAAGAUCAAGAAGGAAGAGCUGAAGAGGUCCCUGUACGCGUUGUUCUCACAGUUUGGUCAUGUGGUUGACAUUGUGGCUUUAAAAACCAUGAAGAUGAGAGGACAGGCAUUUGUUAUAUUUAAAGAACUUGGAUCAUCUACCAAUGCUUUGAGACAGCUACAAGGCUUUCCGUUUUAUGGGAAACCAAUGCGUAUUCAGUAUGCAAAAACAGACUCCGAUAUCAUCUCUAAAAUGCGUGGGACUUUUGCUGAUAAGGAAAAAAGAAAGGAAAAGAAGAAAGCCAAAACUCUGGAACAGUCAGCAAACACACCAAAUAAAAAGGUUAUCCAGGGAGCAACACAGAAUUCAGCCAGUGCCCCAGGGACUACACCACAGAAUCAGGUGCUUGAUAACCCACCAAACUAUAUCCUUUUCCUUAAUAAUUUGCCUGAGGAAACAAAUGAGAUGAUGCUGUCCAUGUUAUUUAAUCAGUUUCCCGGAUUCAAAGAAGUACGCUUAGUGCCAGGGCGCCAUGACAUUGCAUUUGUGGAGUUUGAAAACGAGAACCAAGCAGGGGCUGCUCGCGACGCUCUCCAAGGAUUCAAGAUCACUCCAUCUCAUGCCAUGAAAAUCACUUAUGCGAAGAAAUAGCUAUAUGCUCCUGUAAAGGAGUUCUGUGGAUAGGUGUUUUUUUUAAAACUCUGGUCAGCUAGCAUGUUUGCUGUUCUCUGCAGAAAACAUAAGACUCGAAUAGAAUUGCCACAAUGACUAGGGCACAUGUAAAAUUUUCACAGAUCACCCGGAUAGGAACUUUUUCUGUUGAAAUACUAAUUUUUAUAAAAUAAAAUAUAGAUAUGCUGGUUUUGACCCAUGUUCUUUCCUCAAGUCUGUCUCAUUAUUGAUUAGCCUUGCAGUUUAAGAGCUUUUAAAGUGACCCUUAUUUCUCAGAAGUGAGUGCUAAAAAUAGCUUUCUUUCCAGAGCAAAAGUAUGGUCAGGGAUGCUGAAUGCCAGCAUAUUCAGAGUAAAUACAGCAUUCAACCUCAGUAUCAAGGGGACAGCUGUUUUUCACUUAGGAAAUACAACUUAUCAUUAGUGGUUUUUCUCCGCAGGUAUAGUUAGAAAUUCAUUACAGUUUGGCAGUAGUGCAAUUCAACUUGGUUUUGUCUUGGUGGCUGGCAGUAGAAGCAAGUCCUGAGAGGAAACAUAAAAGCUUCAGAUUUUUAGCCAGACUUUUCCAAAAUAUAUGUCCUAAUCCUUCUGGGUUUCUCAAGGUUUGAUUUAUUUUAUUUUUUAUCAUUUGUUAAAAACUGUAGGUUUGUGUGACAUGAAAUACAUUGGAUGCAGUGAAGUAAUCAGAUACAGUAUUGUGAGUUGUAACUGUUCUAAAUAUUUCAGAAAAAAAUCACUUUAAAAAGUUGUAGUGUUUUGUAUCUGCAACAUAAGCCACCUUUAUUUGCACAAGAUACAGAAAAUUGAAGUUUCACCUGCUCCCACAGUACAUUGCAAAAUUAUGUCUCUUUCACAGUCAUUUCAAUUAUCGUCCUAUCUCCAUUUAUGUACUUUUUCCAUUCUUUUUGGUGAUUUUGUGUAUGUUCAAUUUCACAGGUAUUUUAGUACUUGCAAAUGAAAAUCAUUCCAAUGUGCCUGUAAGAGCAAAAAAUGACAGUUAUUCCAUCAUACCCUUGGAUUUUUCCUCCUGCAGUCAUAAAUUUAUAGAUAAUAAUUAUGCUGUCAUUUCCUCCCACUAGUUUGUGUGCACAUGACUACCAUUGCUUUUCACUUUUAUUCACUUUAAGGGUUUGGAGCCUGACUGCUGUACUGUUGUAAAGGGAACCGUUUAAGUCAGCCUGUGGCACUGUUUAGUGUCUGGGACCUACAAACCCUCAACGGAGUUCAUCUAGGUAAUGAAAACUGAGAUGGUUGCUGUCCUGCCAUGACCUGUGUUUUGCUCUGACUGCACCUGUGGAAGGGAUCUUGCCUGUACAAGUAUGCAGUGCUUGAGUUCUUAGAUUUUAAAUUGUAAUUAGUGACUUGAAAAGCCUUUUUACUGCCUUGCAGCUCCCUAAUCAGUUACAUUUUGUCCAUCUGCUGUCAUCCCAGUGGGUCCUUUCUGUAGACAGGAACAGGGGAAUCUCUGCCACUGAGGAUUUUUGGUCCACGGAAGAUUGUGCUUUUUAGUGAGCAUUUGUGAAAAUUUAGGACAGGAGGAUUUAGAAGGAUAUAAUUUCAUUUCCUUCUUACCAGGGUCUGACUUAAUUUUCAUUCUCAGACAUUGCUUGAAGUACGAUUAAGGCUAUGGACAGCUCUAGGAGGGCUUAGAGUGUUUAAAUAAUACAGUUGCAGAUUAAAAUUCUAAUACAGAGUGGUUUUGGGAGGGGAUUCAGCUUUAUGAGUCAGCCCUGAGGUUUUGCCCCUGUCUAUAGCUCCUCUGGUGGGAUGGAAUGUUGCCACAGCCCCUAUAUAUUAGCCUGGUGUAUUUGUCCAGGUGUCUGCCUCUUCCAUAAAAGAUGGGGAUUGCUGGACCUGGCACACACUCAGCAAGUACUGCAACAAAGAAAAGUGACACUAAGUGUUUAUUUGAUGAUUUUACUUUUGUGUCUCAGAUUAAUGUGUCCUCUCACAACUUGAAUUUUUAUGGAGAAGCUUACCAGCAAGAAGCUGUGUACUGAUGAUGACUGUGUCUGUAAGUAAAUUUGCUUUAACUUUGAGGACAAAAGAGUUUUAAAAAUAGUGGUGGAAUUGAAGGGAAAACUACUUUGCUUGUUUAGCUCUGUCAUAUAUUUUUCUGGUCAACUGCCUAUGUAGAAUGUUUGUCUUGGUUCAGGGCAAAUUUGGGAGAGAACUCCGAAAGGGGCUUCUCUAGAAAAGCAGAUUCAAUUGGCCCCUCCCUGCAACUGGUUCAGGAGAAGAUAGCUCCUUGGAGAAAAAUGGAAAAAAACCUGAUCAUUAAACAAUAAAACCUAAACAAUAUUAAUAAAACGUCUUGCUGCUCCAAAAAGAGACAGAAAAGUCCCCUCCCUUGGUUGCAGCUUGGCUCACUCAGUCUCAUAUCAGUCCCUCUGGCACUGGAAAUGCCGCGGCCCAGGCCUGGCCCAGUGGACCACAGGUGCAAGCUGCUGGUGCUCUUCUGGGUGUUCAGUCCAGAGCAGGUUUCAACAUGUCCAAAGAAAAGGAAAAAAACCACAGUCCAGAAAACUUCUUUGCCUCAACUAGCAAAAACUAACUAAAAGCAAAGGAGACCUCUGUUCCGCUGUCUCUGUAGACAACACAGUCCAGAAGCAGAAAUGUGGAGGAGUGAGUGCAGUGUCUGAAAACAAACUGCACGCUUCUCUCCCCUCUUCACUCUCUAAAACAAGUCUUAAAGGUGCAAAACUUAUUAUUCACCAUAAACAGAACAAGACGAUUGGGGAUAAUAAACCUAUGUUUUGUCCUAUCACAACAGACCUUGCUAAAAAGUUUGUCCCCAUCUUUCUUAUAAGCCCCUUUCAAGUAUCGAAGGGCUGCUGUAUGGUCUUAAUGUGUCCAUAUUAGACAGGCUGUGUGGUGGGAUUGAAAGCUGUGAGUACUGAGAUAGCACCUGUGGCAGUAUGUGUUUGCAAACAACAGACAAAAUACAUUCAAUUUCCCUGUGGCUAUGAAUAAAAAUUAUGAGGUGAGAUUUA